This is a messenger RNA of Aspergillus udagawae, 1509 nucleotides long. RefSeq names its product RNA-dependent ATPase DBP3 (gene dbp3). Bases 1 to 1509 code for a protein of 502 amino acids. NCBI's taxonomy places the organism in Eukaryota, Fungi, Ascomycota, Eurotiomycetes, Eurotiales, Aspergillaceae. Gene Ontology annotation, cellular component: nucleolus. The transcript is spliced from 3 exons. Gene Ontology annotation, molecular function: RNA helicase activity; ATP binding; RNA binding. The record is from RefSeq and is a predicted model, not a curated record. Gene Ontology annotation, biological process: rRNA processing.
AUGACCAAGCGUGUCCACCGCGAAGGUGGCGAUUACCGACCCAAAAAGCGAUCCAAGAAUGAAAGAAAUGGAGAAGAAUCGAAGAUCUCGUCUGCUGAAGCUAUUGGAAAUGAACUUGGUCCUAUACCAGAUGCUACUUACGUCCAGUCACCAGCCCUAGGUGAUCUUUCUCAGAUUGAGAUAGACCAGUUUCUCGCGAAGCAUUGCAUUAAAGUGACCGAUUCUUCGGAAGCACAGGCGCUUCGCCCCAUAAUUUCGUUUUCCCACCUCCCCAGCAGCUUCAGCAAGAUUUAUGACCCAUUGAGCUCUUUCUCAUCGCCGACACCUAUUCAAUCUGCCACAUGGCCCCUACUCUUCGCUGGUCGGGAUGUCAUAGGCAUUGCAGAGACCGGAAGCGGGAAGACAUUGGCUUUCGGCUUGCCAUGUAUUAAGAAAAUUCUGGAUUCAGGAAAGGUCAAGCGAAAACAUGCACGACCUGCAGCGGUCAUCAUUUCUCCAACCAGGGAGCUUGCAAUGCAAAUAUAUGAUCAACUCUCGAAGUUUGGGGCCUCUGUGGACAUCAGAGUAACAUGCAUCUAUGGGGGUGUGAAGAAAGACGAACAACGCGAGGCCCUGAAGACUGCAGCUAUCGUUGUUGCCACCCCUGGUAGACUAAAAGAUCUUCAAAACGAUGGCUCCGUGGAUCUUGGAAAGGUCAAAUACCUAGUCUUGGACGAGGCGGAUCGCAUGCUAGACAAGGGAUUUGAACAGGAUAUAAAAGACAUCAUCCGAUCCAUGCCAAAUUCAAAACGCCAAACCGUUAUGUUCACUGCAACUUGGCCUCCGAGCGUCAGAGACCUGGCGGCUACUUUCAUGACUUCAGCUGUGACUGUCACCAUUGGUGGUGAUCCUUCCGCCGAUCCGCGUGCUAAUACCAGGAUUAAACAGGUGGUUGAGGUUGUGAAGCCUCAGGAGAAGGAGGCUAGACUUGUGCAGUUGCUCAGUCACUCUCAGCGAGGCGCAGCAGUUUCCGAUAAGGUUCUUGUCUUUUGCUUGUACAAGAAAGAAGCAGUUCGUGUCGAGAGACUUUUACGAACCAAGAACUUCAAAGUCGCAGGGAUACAUGGAGACUUGAACCAGCACGAAAGAUUCAAAAGUCUGGAGGCAUUCAAAACCGGGGCGGCUACUGUACUUGUUGCCACCGACGUGGCAGCUCGUGGCCUUGACAUACCGUUAGUCAAAUUGGUUAUCAAUGUCACUUUUCCUCUAACGGUCGAGGAUUAUGUACAUCGAAUUGGGAGAACGGGGCGCGCUGGAGCCGAUGGCCAUGCAAUUACUCUCUUCACAGAAACGGAUAAAGCUCAGUCUGGCGCGUUGAUAAACGUUCUGAGAGCAGCUAAACAAGAAGUACCGGACGCUUUGCUAAAGUUCGGAACAACCGUGAAGAAGAAGCAGCAUGGUGCGUACGGUGCAUUCUUCAAGGAUGUGGAUACCAGCAAACCAGCGACAAAGAUCGUUUUCGACGAGUGA